Molecule: messenger RNA, 810 nt
Organism: Oncorhynchus nerka (sockeye salmon)
Lineage: Eukaryota; Metazoa; Chordata; Actinopteri; Salmoniformes; Salmonidae
Product: basic salivary proline-rich protein 1-like
Exons: 2
Coding region: 1-810 (269 amino acids)
Source: RefSeq, a predicted model, not a curated record
AUGGGGGGACUCAGACAGGGGAACUCAGACAGUGGGGGACUCAGACAGGGGGACUCAGACAGGGGGCAACAGACCGGGGAACUCAGACAGGGGGACUCAGACCGGGGGGGUGACAGGCGCGGGGGGGGAGAGGAACCCAUCCCCCAGGAACUCCCCAGGAACCCAUCCCCCCAGGAACCCAUCCCCCCAGGAACCCAUCCCCCAGGAACUCCCCAGGAACCCAUCCCCCAGGAACUCCCCAAGAACCCAUCCCCCAGGAACCCAUUCCCCCAGGAACUCCCCAGGAACCCAUCCCCCAGGACCUUCCCAGGAACCCAUCCCCCAGGAACUCCCCAGGAACCAAUUCCCAGGAACUCCCCAGGAACCCAUCCCCCAGGAACUCCCCAGGAACCCAUCCCCCAGGAACCCAUCCCUCCAGGAACUCCCCAGGAACCCAUCCCCCAGGAACCCAUCCCCCAUGAACCCAUCCCUCCAGGAACUCCCCAGGAACCCAUCCCCCAGGAACUCCCCAGGAACCCAUCCCCCAGGAACUCCCCAGGAACCCAUCCCCCAGGAACUCCCCAGGAACCCAUCCCCCAGGAACUCCCCAAGAACCCAUCCCCCAGGAACCCAUUCCCCAGGAACUCCCCAGGAACCCAUCCCCCAGGAACUCCCCAGGAACCCAUCCCCCAGGAACUCCCCAGGAACCAAUUCCCCAGGAACUCCCCAGGAACCCAUCCCCCAGGAACUCCCCAGGAACCCAUCCCCCAGGAACCCAUCCCUCCAGGAACUCCCCAGGAACCCAUCCCCCAGGAACCCAUCCCCCCAUGA